This is a messenger RNA of Branchiostoma belcheri (Belcher's lancelet), 4312 nucleotides long. Its product is annotated as sucrase-isomaltase, intestinal-like. Lineage: Eukaryota; Metazoa; Chordata; Leptocardii; Amphioxiformes; Branchiostomatidae. Bases 108 to 2969 code for a protein of 953 amino acids. Gene Ontology annotation, biological process: carbohydrate metabolic process. Gene Ontology annotation, molecular function: carbohydrate binding; alpha-1,4-glucosidase activity. The transcript is spliced from 24 exons. The record is from RefSeq and is a predicted model, not a curated record.
CCGAGUGUGCAAAGUUUAAGUUGUCGUAGCGUUCUCUCUCUUUACGCACAUUCCAAACCUUCAAACCUUACACUAGAGACGUUAAAUAUCUGUUUUUUGAAGUCAGAAUGUACCAGAAACAGGACGACUACGAUGAAUUUGGCGAGGAAACUAUCAUGCAUACCGAGUACAGGCCGAGAAGGAAGAAGAACCGCCGUCCGUUGUUGCUAUGUUUCUGCGUCGUCGCCGUUUUGCUGGCCAUAAUCAUCCCGGUAGCCGUGGUGACCAGCAACAGACGCCACGGAGCAAGCGGGCCCUCACCGGAGUGCCCCAGUGGUGACGAGCGGGAGAGGGUGGACUGCUACCCCGAAGGAGGGGCGAGCCUGUCCCGGUGCGAGGCAAGGGGAUGCUGCUGGGACCAGCCCGCCACCCAGGGCCCGCCUAGCUGCUUCUACCCCACCAACCACGGCUACGAGCUGUCAGGGGGCCUGCAGAGGACUCCUCUCGGGUACAUGGCCUCCCUCCACCGGCUGAACACUCCGAGUGCGUACGGCAACGAUCGGGAAAUCAUCGAGGUGGAGGUGGAAAUACAGCAAGACUACCGACUCCACCUGAAGUUGUCUGACCCAAAGCACCCUGGGUACGAGGUGCCCGAGGCCGCUGUGAAGCGCCCCCUUGCGACGACCUUGGCGGAGCACCCUCUGUUCAACUUGACCUUCACCAGUAAACCUUUCAGCAUCAAGGUCACGAGAAAAAGCACAGGAGCCACCAUAUUCGACAGUUCUGUGGGCAAGCUGACGUUGUCUGCCCAGUUCCUGUCUGUGUCCACCCGGCUGGCCAGUUCUAACCUGUACGGACUGGGGGAGCACGUCCACAGGAGCUACAGACACGACCUCAACUGGAAAACUUGGCCGUUUUUCACAAGAGACUCGUCACCUGCAGCGGGGGACUCGGCAAACCUGUACGGACAGCACCCGUUCUACAUGUGCGUGGAAGAAGACGGAAGCGCGAACGGCGUGUUCGUACUCAACAGCAACGCUAUGGACGUGACCCUCCAGCCGGGCGCCCCUGACUCCGCCCCCAUCGUGACGUACCGCGUGAUUGGCGGGGUGUUGGAUUUCUACAUGUUCCUCGGACCCUCCCCGGAAAACGUCGUGCAGCAGUACACAGAGGUGAUCGGGCGUCCCAUGAUGCCUGCGUACUGGGGUUUGGGGUUCCAGCUCAGCAAGUGGUUCUACAAGAACUCUCGGGGCCUCAGGGAGGUCAUUCUGCGCACGCGCGCCACGGGCAUUCCGUACGAUGUCCAGUACAGUGAUAUAGACUACAUGGAAGACCGGAAGGACUUCACGUACGACGGAAACAAUUACGGUGACCUGCCUGACGUCAUCCGUGACCUGCACAACAACGGGCAGAAAUACAUCGUCAUUCUGGACCCGGCAGUGAGUACCCAAAAGCGGCGGGACGGGUCGCCCUACGUCCCGUACGAGAUGGGCAGGAGUGCCGGCGUGUUUGUCAACACUUCUGACGGCAAGACUCCGAUUGUAGGGCAGGUUUGGCCAUCGGAUUCCGUAUUUCCCGACUUCACCAACCCUUCCGGUGUGCAGUGGUGGGCCGACAACUGCCGGGACCUCCACAACAACAUCUCGUUCGACGGACUGUGGAUUGACAUGAACGAACCGUCUAACUUCCUGAACGGCUCCCUGUCAGGCUGUGCAACAAACACACGGAACCAUCCACCAUAUCUGCCAGAUAUCAAGGGGAGUCUGUUGUACGAGGGGACUUUGUGUAUGGAUGCCAAGCAGAUGUGGGGAGACCAUUACGACGUUCACAGUCUGUAUGGACACAGUAUGGCCAUAGCUACCCGCAAUGCCAUGAGGAGUAUUUUGCCGUCCAAGCGUGGAGUGGUGUUGACCAGGUCCAGCUUUGCGGGCACGGGUCAGUUCGCCUCGCACUGGCUGGGAGACAACAAGGCCGCCUGGGAGGACAUGGCAUGGUCCAUACCGGGAAUCCUUGAGUUCGGACUGUUUGGCAUACCUCAUGUUGGAGCCGAUAUUUGCGGUUUUGGCGGGAACACGACAGAAGAGCUGUGUCAGCGGUGGAUGCAGCUCGGAGCCUUCUACCCGUUCUCAAGAAACCACAACACCAUGGACGGAAAUCCACAAGACCCGGCCGUCUUCAGUCAGGCCAUGAUCGACUCUACCCGUGACGUCAUGAUGACGCGCUACACCCUGCUGCCCUACCUGUACACGCUGUUCUACCACGCCCACGUUACCGGGGCAACGGUCGUCAGGCCGCUCCUGCACGAGUUUCCCGCCGACCGGAAGACUUGGGACGUUGACAGGCAGUUUCUGUGGGGGCGGGGUCUCCUUAUCUCACCUGUACUGACACAGGGCGACACACAAGUGGACGCAUACUUUCCAGACGAUCGCUGGUUUGACUUCUUUACGGGUGCAGAGGUCGAGGGUCAGUACAGAGGUCAGACGGUGACCCUGGAUGCCCCCCUGAACAAGAUUAACGUACAUGUACGAGGUGGCACGAUUCUGCCGACUCAGCAACCUGCCAACACUACUGUCUACAGUCGGCGAAACCCCAUGGGCCUUGUGGUGGCGCUAAACGACUCAGACUCCGCUGGGGCAAGUGGGAGUCUGUUCUGGGACGACGGAGAGUCUUAUGAUUCCAUUGAAAAGAGCAACUUUCUGCAGGUUACGUUCACAGCCUCAGCGAGUGACGGCAUCCGCUGCACUGUGGAUGCCCUGCCGGUGCCCGUACCAUCCCCGCCUCACUGGGCGCUCUUACCGUACGACAAGGUGGAUGUCCUCGGGCUGGACCUGCCUGACGUCCCGACCGUGAAGGCAGGUCGACCCGGUGACUUGCGGGACGUCGACAGCGGCAACGUGCAGUAUGAUCGUGACAAUAAGGUUCUUCGCUUGGCUAACUUGGUUGACAUGAACCUUUGGGUCUACAGCGACUUGCAGAUAACAUGGACUUGAUGAACGCAGAUGUUUUUUUCUUCAUUUAUCUCUAUUUGGGUCUAUUAAAAUGAUUGGCUAACUGAGCGAAGUCAACUGAUAAAAUUCAUUUAUAAAACUAGAAAGCCAUCUUCCAAGUUUUAAAGCUACGAUGUUGAACAUCUUGAUUCUUUCACUGGGUAAAAUUAGUUUUGUACGCAAUUUAAAAAACAUUAGAAUAAAGUUACUGAUUUUUCUAAUUAGAUUUGUCAAUAUAAAUUUUAAAAGCUAACAAUAGAUAGGUAGGAACACGCUUUGAAUCCGUCAGCAAAUGAAAUUUAAAAAAAAUCUUUUACUGUCUCAAUAGGCCUCGCAAUCACCACGGGUUGAAUCUUCAAGUGCAAUUCAUCUGUAAUUACGAACGUACGUGAAUGUGAAAGUGCGAUGUAAGCCUGAACCAAAUUGUGUAAUGGUGUGAUCAAUAGCGAAAAGAGAAACCACAACGGUAACCACAUAAUGUCUCAACUUUCUUGUGUCCUAACUAUGGCCGGACUGCCAUCUGUAUCUGUAUCUGUAUCUGUAUAGCCGGUAUAACCGCCUUUCGGAGGAUGACGCCCAGGCUGCCGAAGCUCCACGACUCAAGAACACCGUACAUACGUACAGUGCCGAUUCAGAAAUUCCGCAAAAAGCCAGCAUGUGCCGACUUGUCAUAAACGUCGCUAUGUAGUACCGCAAAUUCACAAUACCAGCUUUGUAUUCCUGUGGUUUAGCAGCAUUUUUAUUUUUUUGCCGGAGUUUUUUAGUCGCCCUUUCACACUGGUUUGGGUGUCUUCAGAGGAUGUCAUCCAUAAAAUUAAGUCAGUUCGGCCUUACUGAUGCAUGUUAAGUGAUUAACUUUCCAAAGAAUUGACCUGUUGCUUGGCUCUGCAUGAUUAGAUAGUAUAGCUAAUGCAUUCCUUUUAACCUUCCUUUUUGCAUUACAAAAGGCCGUCAUCUUGGAUCCAUCUUUCCACCAAGAUGGCCGCAUUUUUGUCAUUAUUGGAAUUGCCGAUGGUAUUGUUAGCGCCACCCGUUGGCGUUGCCAAAAUGUUUACAUUUUGUGAACUACAAAUUAAUAAAGCUGCUUCUGUUAUGAAUGUUGGCUGUUUGGUCAUCAUUGUAUCCAGAACCGUGUCUGUCUGGUUCUGUACCUGAAUGGGUUAGGAUUAGGAUCAUGCACGGUUCUGGAUAUAGUCUCGUCUUACUGCUCAUUUAUGAAGCUUUUUGUUGUUGAGUAGGUCUACUAGCUAGGGCAAUGUUCUACACUUGAACUGCGUUAUCUGGUCUCUAGACCUAAGAUUCCUCCCACGAAAACUUGCACGGUAAAUAUGUAAACUCUAAUACAU